AUGCAUAUUUUUCUUCCUCCGGUUUCGCUGCAGCCCAGUGGCGGCCUCCUCGAUCUUUCUGCCCGACAGGAUGAUUCGGGAGUUCAUGUAAUUACACAAACUAUUCGACGUCCCACCACCACGUUCGUUACAUACGUUACACUAGGCCCUGGGGAACCCACUCCGAUUCCCGGCAAUGACACUCCGGAACCACCACCGGCGGUGACACCAGCGGUCGCUGCCCCGCCUCCAAGUAGGGGUAGCGGCUCAUUAUCAAGCGUUCAGAUUGGCGCAAUUCUGGGCGGAGUCGUUGCCUUUGUAGCCAUCGGCCUCAUCGCCUGGUACUGCAUGAUGGUGAACAAUGAGAGACGACGGUACUAUUACGACAUGUACGACUAUGACGAUUCGACAACAACAAGUCAAUACACGGCAUCCCCUAUCAAAUCACCACCGAGACCCUUCUUUAGACCUCCCGUUAGACCCCCUAGCCGUCGGUCUUCGGCGAGGUACUCCCAACCACCACCACCACCGCCUCAACCAGCCCCGCCAGGCUAUAAAAUCAACCAACACCCUCCAUGGAACCUAAAAUUCAACGGACCAACUCGGACGCAACGGCCUCAUAGUAAUCCAAAAUUGCGGACUGCGCAACCUCUUAAGCGUCCGUCAAUGAAUGGUCCUCGUCGAGUUGAGAGGCCGCAGCAAUAUGGAUGGAACGAGUCCCGAUGGACCUGGAAUGGGUGA
Molecule: messenger RNA, 720 nt
Organism: Colletotrichum truncatum
Lineage: Eukaryota; Fungi; Ascomycota; Sordariomycetes; Glomerellales; Glomerellaceae
Source: RefSeq, a predicted model, not a curated record